GGGUCUGUAGGGGAGCUGUUGGCAGCACAUGUUGUGCUUUAACAUCGUCUCACACUGGUUAUUUGCGCAAUGUUUGAAACAGUUAAAUGCCGACUACGGUACGUAAAAGUGAGUUUUUAAAACGGAGAAUUUUGUUCAACGAUCUGCGAAUUAAUAAAAUAAAAGAAAACGAAAAUCAAUAAAAGAAAAACAACAAAAUUUGGCUUGUUUUUGCGUGCGCAGUUUGGUUAAAAAGAAAAUAAAACAAAUGUAAAUAUUAAUUGAAAAAAAAAAAUUAAAUAUUUCCUUGCGAAAAAAAUAAACUUAAAAUUUAACAAAGUGUUUCCACAAUUAGUGUAUUGAUUUGAAAUAAAAAAGUGUUAAGAAAUUUCCUCUAUAUUAUUUAUCACAAAAAAAAAACAACCACACAAUGCUCGUAAUAAAAGUUGAGGUUAAAUAAUUGAAAAAUAGUAGAAUAAAAUAUCAAUUCUCUAUUUAAAUCAAGUGUGUUAAUUAACAAAAUAAAUAUUGAAAGAAAUAAUUAAAGCAAUUGCCAAACGUAAGAAAAAUCUUAUAAAAAUAUCAAGCAUUUAAAUUUAGUGUAUAAACAAAAUAACAAAAAAAAAAUUGAAAGAAAAAAGUUGUCAAAAUACUUAUUUCAAUACAAAAUAAGAAAAUAAUAAAAAGAAAUAAGCAAAAUAACCAAAAGCAAAAGGCAAAAAAUAAAAAAAGUAUAAAGAAUUAACAACAAAGAGAUAGUGCUAAAAAUAGAGAGAAUAAACACCAAAGAGUUUUUAUUAAAAAAAAGAGUAUUAAAUAAAACAACAACAAAAUUCUAAAGUUAUUUCAAACUACCCAUGAGGGCUUCGAAACGGGAUUUGAGUUUUCAAUUUUGUAGUCAGCAUUUGGCUUAAACCACAAUGAAUUCGACGCGUGAUACCAAAGCGGCCGUUAAGGCUCAAAAGAAACAACAAAAGUUGGUGAAAAAACAACAGCUACAAAAGACCAAAAUCGAAACGGAACAAUUGAACAAGAACCAAAAAAAUGCUUUACAAACUGCCAAAAUCUCCAAGCAUUCCCCCACUGGAACUGCCAUUAAUCACAACAAUAACAAUAUCAAUGCAAACAACAACAACAACAAUAACAAUGUUAAUGAGACCAACAAUAACCAUCCCACAAAUGUCAGUCAAAAAUUCCGAGAAUACUAUGAACAACAACAGCUACAAAAGCAACUUAUCGGUGGGAAUUCCCCCACACUUUUAGCCGCUGGCCCAGCCAAAUUUGAGAGAUCCGGCAGUUUCUCUUUGAAAGGCAAACUCUCGAAGCUUAUCAAUUCGAUAACCAGCAGUAAGGAGAGUCUUAAUAAAAUCGAAGAUGACAGUGAGUUGCCGUUUAAAUUUACCCGCAGUCGUUCCAUGAUUUUACCCCGACGAACAAAUCGUCGCAGUCUUAUAGAGCCUCAACUGGAACAACUAUCAGAAGAAGAUCCCACCUCACCGGCUUCGCCACGCAAAAAUUCCAUAGAAACUAAUGAGAACAAUAAUACCCCAUUAAGGCCACAAUCCAUGUCUAAUCAGGCCACCUCUACGCCCGUAGAGUGUUCACCAUCGCAAACGCGUAAAAGCUCUACGCCGAUCUUAAGCCAAGAUGCAGCCUUUGAUCCAGUGGCCAACUUCAAGAAACGUAGAUCUUCCACCUUAAUAUCCUCCUUUAAAACCACAUUCGGCUUAAGCUCCGAAAAGAAAAAGGAUAAAUUAAAUGACAAGUGGCGGGCCUCGCUGCAGUCCCUGCAGGCUGUCGACAAUAUGGUCAGUUAUGAGAAUAUGUCCUUUAUCGACUAUGACAAAUUCAAUACCUAUGAAAAGCAAUUGGAACGUAAACUCUCACAAGUUAGUCUAAUGGAUCCUUCACUAAAUUCCUCCAUCAUACCCGACAACUCUUUAAUAUCCGAUAAUUCUUCCUAUAUAUUACCCUCACCCUCUACACCCUCCAAUGCCACGGCCACUUCACCCUUCAUCACACCCCAAACGGUAGUGCGCAGGCGUAAAACAUCUUCAUCAUUGCAUGGCUCCGCGCGCGAAUUGGCCAAACGUCGCAGUGCCUCGCGUAAUAGUUUCCAAAUGGAUCCGGACUAUGAGCAUAAUUUGGAUAAACCGCGUAAUGUGUAUCGUGAAAGUUUAGAUUCGCGCAAACUCGAGUUACUUAAUGAUAUUUCGCGUAAUUCGUAUAUAUUAGAUAGUGAUUUAGUGGAUAUAUUGGAUUUGGCGUCGACACCAUUGACGGCCACCAAGAGGCCGUACUAUAAGCGUUGCUGCAGUCAGACCAGUGCGGGACGUACGAAGGCGGGUCAGGAUGUUGUGGAUGCAGCAGUUAAAGUUCAGUUAAAAUCGAAAAGUCUUACGCAUUUAGAUGGCCUUGAAUCUGAAAUGGUUUGCAAUCCUGCUAAAAAUUCAAAUAAUGUAUCUAGUUCGGAGUACUUUUCGGUUAGUUUUUGCACUGAAUCGGGCUGUCAAGAUGAGGAGUUCUUCCCUGCCACCAAAGGUGUCACCUUAGCAAAUGCUUUAAGCCAGUCUUUAAGAAGACGUAAUUUAAGUUUUACCCAAUUAACAAUCACCGAUAGUAAUGACAAUAAUCAAACACCGGCAUUUUUGGAAGCAGGAACUUCCCCCCUACACACCUCACUGGAUGAAAAUACCGAAGUGGAAAAUUUGGCCGGCCAUCAUUUGAUCAUAAUGGACAAGGAUAGCUCACGCAAAACGCUACAAAAGGCCGCCUCUUUUGGCUCACGCAAUCGACCACCCCGCCUCUUAUCAUCAGCCUCCACCGAUGAAUCCUCAGAGGUGAAUUUAACGGGCAAACAAUUGAAACAACGAUGGUCUGGUCUAUUCGGUGUGAAAAAUCCCCAACAAAGUCAGCUGUGCGAAUUGCUAAAUAGCUAUUCGAAAAAUGGUGUACCACAAAAAACUCCUGCCAUCUUAGGUUUUGAUCAUCCCGAGCUUGAGAAUGCCAUAAACUAUUUAGAUAAUAGACAUAAGACAUGGAUGGAUAUAGUGGAGAGUGGUAGCAUGAAUGAUAGUGAGAUGAGAAUACAGACUGCCAUAUGGGAACUGGUGACCACAGAGGUGGACUAUAUACAUUGUUUGCAAACGGUAACGGAUCUUUUUCUGGCCUGUUUGGAAGCGGUGCAGGAGGAGGGUUUGCUGAAAGAAGUCGAUCAACAUCGUUUGUUUGCCAAUAUCCGCGAUAUAUGUGAGGCUAAUCUAAAGUUUUGGACCUUUUAUUUGUAUCCCAUGGUGGCGCACAGCAUUAACACUAGAGAACCCUUGAGGGUGGCCUUUUUCCAGCAGGGCUUUAUAGCGUUUGCGAAUAUUUUUGCUCCCUACAAAAAGUACUGUGCUGAGCAGAGUACUUGUCAGUUUUAUUGCAAAGAAUUGAAUAGAACAAAUUCUUUGUUUACCUCCUAUUUGGCGUGGUGUGAGGCCCAGAAAAUGUGCAAUCGUUUACGUUUGGCCGAUAUCCUGGUGAGACCCAUGCAGCGUUUGACAAAGUACAGUUUAUUACUGGCGGCUAUAAAGAAACAUAUGACCGAUGUGGAGGAAAUAGAAGCGAUUGAGACCAUGCUACAUACCACCGAAAAUUUUGUUUUUAGCGUUAAUAAUCAUUUAACCACUAGACAAGAAAAUGAGCGUUUAAAGGGUGUUAUGGCCCGCAUAGAAUCCUAUGAUGUGGUGGACACCAACAAUGAACAUUUGGAGAAGAUGAUUAAACAAUAUAGUCAAAUGUUCGAUUUGUGUGGUCCCAUGAAAGGCUGUGCCUCUCAACAUGUCCGCCAUCUGUUCAUGGAGGGCGAUCACAAAUACAAAGACAAUCUCGGCAAAGUCGAAGUGCAUUGUUUUCUCCUAACCGACAUGCUAUUGGUGUGCAAAUCGAUAGCGAAAAAGGGUUUGGGUACCCUUAAAGUGAUACGACAGCCCUAUCUAACCGAUAGGCUGAUAGUACAACAUUCCAAUAAUAUAUUAAGUUGUGUUUAUCUAAAUGAAUUCCAAGUGGCAAUAAGUGCAUUUACUCUACAGUGUACAGAGGCUAAAAACUGGUAUGAGGCUUUGAAAAGAGCCAAAAUGAUUUAUACCCGUUUAAAGCAAAGUUCUCUGGUGAAUCCCUGGGACUCUAUGCGUUUUGUGGGCAGUACGGCGGAUUCGUUGGGCGUUAAGAAAUCACCCAUGAAUUCUUCAAUAUGCUCGCAUGUGACCAGUGCUAAUAAUAGUCAUAGUGGUUCGGUGGAAUGGAAUGAUUCACGCAAUAUUUCGGUGGAUUUUGAUAAAACCAAUUCAUUGUCCAGUGAUGAGGGUUGCACGUUUUUGGGAGCCCAUGGUUUUCCUUUGAAAGGCAAACCCUUGACCACCAUUAGUCCACAAAAACUAAAAGUUAAUACCACCUCCUCCUCCAAUAUGCUAACGGUGCAACCUCUUAAUCAUUUGGGUCAAAGUUUACCAAACCUCAAUCUGCAUCACAGUCAUACUAAUCUUUACCAUACUUAUAGUAAUAAUACAUUAUUGGUACCGGGCACCGCCAAUAGUGCACAUUCCGGUACUUUAUUGCUAUCACCUAGUCAUCGUGGCAUUUCAUAUCCACCACCAAGUCCAACAAGGGUUCCCUUACGAAGAGGCAUGGCAUUUUCAAAUUCCAUUAAAAAUCCACCACUGCUAAAGACACGCAAUAUUACCUCACAAAACAGUAUAAAUUGGCAUCAGAUACCAGCCACGCCCACACCCACAAGUCCACAGUCUCAACAACAAGCAGCGGCCAUAAAAUCGUCAACAUCAAGCGCAUUAGCAACAGUAGCAGUGGCGGCCACAAAUCCACCAGUUAAUACAAUAACGGAACAACAAGAGCAAGAACAACAACAAACACAGCAAUUAACAGAAGCAGCAGCAGCAGUAGCAACAACAACCACAACAGAUUGUACUGGCCUACAAUUGACCAAUAAUGUUAUAUUUAGCACCCAACUAUCAAAUUCCACAGAAACGGAUGUUUGAUUUUUUAUAAGAAAAAAACCAACAACAAUUACCAGAAUUGUUAUAAAUUAGUAAAAAAAAAAAAAACUAAUAUUUUACCAAAAACUGUUUUUUGAAAAUCUAAACAAUUAUUGUAUUAAAAAUUUGAUAAGUAUUGAAAACUAAACUACUUUUUUGCAAAAAGUAGUAGUGAGAACACACAUUUGAAAAUUUAAAAAAAAAAUAUUGUUUAAAAAAAGACAUAUUUUAAAAAAAAGAAAAUAACUUUGUUAUCUACUUAAAACUAGAAAAAACAAAUUAAAAU
Messenger RNA from Calliphora vicina (urban bluebottle blowfly), 5298 nucleotides. Its product is annotated as rhoGEF domain-containing protein gxcJ-like. Bases 900 to 5015 code for a protein of 1371 amino acids. Gene Ontology annotation, cellular component: axon; endocytic vesicle; plasma membrane. The record is from RefSeq and is a predicted model, not a curated record. Gene Ontology annotation, biological process: endothelial cell migration; Rho protein signal transduction. The transcript has 12 exons. Gene Ontology annotation, molecular function: guanyl-nucleotide exchange factor activity. Lineage: Eukaryota; Metazoa; Arthropoda; Insecta; Diptera; Calliphoridae.